Strigops habroptila (Kakapo) is the source of this 1708-nucleotide messenger RNA. It is a transcript of the gene SMYD1, whose product is annotated as SET and MYND domain containing 1. The coding region runs from base 1 to 1476 and encodes 491 amino acids. Gene Ontology annotation, molecular function: protein binding; histone H3K4 methyltransferase activity. The transcript has 10 exons. Gene Ontology annotation, cellular component: nucleus. NCBI's taxonomy places the organism in Eukaryota, Metazoa, Chordata, Aves, Psittaciformes, Psittacidae. The record is from RefSeq and is a predicted model, not a curated record.
AUGACCAAAGGGGAAAUGGAGUCGGUUGAAGUGUUCACGUCUGAAGGCAAAGGCAGGGGCUUGAAAGCCCAGAAGGAAUUCCUGCCUGGGGAUGUCAUCUUUGCGGAGCCAGCCUAUGCAGCCGUGGUGUUUGAUAGCCUGACGCACGUCAUCUGUCAUACCUGCUUCAAGAGGCAGGAGAGGCUCCACCGCUGCGGCCAGUGCAAGUUUGCCCACUACUGCGACCGGACCUGCCAGAGGGUGGCUUGGCUCAACCACAAAAAUGAGUGCUCAGCCAUCAAGAAGCACGGCAAGGCACCCACCGAGAACAUCAGGCUGGCUGCCCGCAUCAUGUGGAAGAUAGAGAGGGAAGGCAGCGGGCUGUCAGAGGGCUGCCUGGUCUCCAUUGAUGACCUGCAGAACCACGUGGACAACUUUGGAGAGGAGGAGAAGAAGGAGCUCCAUGCUGAUGUGCAGAGCUUCCUCGAGUUUUGGCCACCCCAGAGCCAGCAGUUCGGCAUGCAGUACAUCUCCCACGUGUUUGGAGUGAUCAGCUGCAACGGCUUUACUCUUAGUGACCAAAGAGGACUGCAGGCUGUUGGAGUGGGAAUCUUCCCCAACCUCUGCCAGGUCAACCAUGACUGCUGGCCCAACUGUACCGUCAUCUUCAACAAUGGCAAUCAUGAGGCUGUAAGAUCAAUGUUCCACACACAGAUGAGGAUCGAGCUGCGGGCACUGAGCAAGAUUUCUCCAGGGACUGAGCUGUCUGUUUCCUAUGUGGAUUUCCUCAACGUGAGCGAGGAGCGGCGGAAGCAGCUCAAGAAGCAGUAUUACUUCGACUGCUCCUGUGAGCACUGCAAGAAGCAGAUCAAGGAUGACUUGAUGCUGGCGGUGAAGCAGGGGGAAAGCAAGCCCUCUGCAGAGACAGUGAAGGAGGUAGUCCAGUUCUCCAAGGACACGCUGGAGAAGAUCAACAAGGCCCGCAUGGAGGGUCUUUACCACGAGGUUGUGAAGAUGUGCCGCGAGUGCCUGAAGAAACAGGAGCCUGUGCUGGGGGACACGAACAUCUACCUCCUGAGGAUCCUCAGCAUUGCCUCUGAGGUGCUCUCCUACCUCCAGAUGUUUGAGGAAGCAGCUCACUAUGCCAAGAAGAUGGUGGAUGGCUACAUGAAAAUAUACCAUCCCAACAACGCACAGCUGGGGAUGGCCGUGAUGCGGGCCGGAGUCACUCACUGGCAUGCUGGCCUCAUUGAGGCUGGGCAUGGCUUGAUCUGUAAAGCCUAUGCCAUUCUCCUGAUAACCCAUGGACCUUCCCACCCAAUUACCAAAGACCUGGAGGUCAUGCGUGUCCAGACGGAGAUGGAGCUGCGCAUGUUCCAGCAGAAUGAGUUCAUGUACUACAAGAUGAGGGAAGCUGCCCUCAAAAACCAAAAGAUUCAAGUCAUGCCUGAACCCAGCAAUGAGACCUCACCAGGCCUCUUCCACAAGAAGGAAUAAACCCUGAGCUUGACACACAUUCAUGCCUGUGACAUAACACCACCUGCUGCACCUCUGAUCAUUGGGAAUGUUAUAUGUGAUAUAUCCACAAGGAUCAUUUCCAGUGGCACCAAUCUGACAGCAUGGGCUGCUGGGGGAGAGUCCUGAAACAUCUUCUAAGGGCUCAAAGCAGAAGAGGUCUUGACGGAAACAACAUCCUUUUUUUACCACUAGCAUUAAAAAUCAAAGCAAA